This is a messenger RNA of Glarea lozoyensis ATCC 20868, 216 nucleotides long. RefSeq lists its product as uncharacterized. NCBI's taxonomy places the organism in Eukaryota, Fungi, Ascomycota, Leotiomycetes, Helotiales, Helotiaceae. Bases 1 to 216 code for a protein of 71 amino acids. The transcript has 3 exons. The record is from RefSeq and is a predicted model, not a curated record.
AUGGGUGAUAAUACCGGCUACGGUCAGCACGGCGACUACAUCUUCGGGUGGAAAGAAGGCGUGCUGCAAAAGGCUAUGGAGGCAGGUUGUUUUGGGGCGUCGUGUAGUGCGCUUAAGACGCAGGAUUUUGGGACGGCGAAUAAGUGUGCGGUUCCUGAUACGGUGAGGGAACCUGUUGAAGGCUGGCUUAAGACGUUGCCGGGGAUGAGUAUGUAG